Heterobilharzia americana is the source of this 2814-nucleotide messenger RNA. The record is from the annotation of a GenBank genome assembly. Lineage: Eukaryota; Metazoa; Platyhelminthes; Trematoda; Strigeidida; Schistosomatidae.
AUGGAAGAAAAACUGGAUACAAUAGAUGACGACUAUUUAUUGCGUUUACAAGAAAUUCUGUUGAGGAUUCACAGGAAUUAUUUUAAAGCUUAUGAUCUUUUUCAACUUCAUAAUGGAAAAAAGUCAAUCAAGACAGCUGAUAAGAAGGAGAGUGGGCAUUCGUCAGAUCUAUCACUGGAGGAUAAUCCUUUCAAAUUGUCUUCAAAUGAUUGUACUGGAAAUGUGGACAUAUCAUAUGCUUGUUUACCACAUGUUUCUGAUGUUAUUGCAAAGUUAAGAAAAACUGUUCUUGGUCCUACGUGUCAUGUAACCCUUUCUGGCUUAUCACCUGCUCACUUCCCUGCUGAUCGAUGUUUAGCUGGUCGAAUUGUUCGUAGUUUAGGUGGUAUAUUACAUGCUGGUUUAAGAUUGCCUUCGUCUACUCAAGGAGACAAUAAUAACACUAAUACUGAUAAUAAUAAUAACAGUAAUGAUGCCAACUCAUCUUUACCAGUUGAAAAUUUGAAGUCAAAGUCAGAAUCUCAUAAUAUUGCGCGUAGUGUUGGUCAUCACACUACACACUUAAUCGCCUGUCGUAGAGGCACAGAAAAGGUGCACGCUGCAUUGAAAUAUAUAGCUGAUGAUCAUUCAUCAAGUACGAAUAUACCAUCACUUUACCUUGUUUCUCCACAAUGGUUAUGGGCCUGUCAUUACCAUUGGGAGCAUGUCCCUGAAUCUAGAUAUCCCUUAAAUCAAGAUUUCCACCCAAGUGAUUUUGAUCCUGAUAUUGAACCAAUUCCAGGUACAAUAAGAUAUGCUCGACGUAUGCGAAGGUAUUACAAUCAUCAUGGAUUUCACUAUUCAUCUCACCGUAAUAAUCGUCCACGUCAUCGUCAUCAUCAUCAUCAUCAUCACCAUCAUCAUCACCAUUCGCAUCAUGAUCAUCUUCAAAAUAAACAUACUCGUAAACACUCACAUCGACACCAUCGGUCAUCUUUAGAGUUAGAACCAUCUUCUGAUGUUACCAAUGAAGUUGAACAGAAGAUACCUCGUUUAGAUCCAAGCGUGGUUCGAUCAGCAUUGGAUUCAAUCCGUACAGAGCGUGAAAAUGAUCGGAAACGUAAACUAGAAAAAAAUCUCUCUCACCAUGCUGAAAGUGCUGGAGAGAAGAAUACAUCAUCUAGUGGCAAUUUGAUCACAAAUGACCGAGAAGAAACAUCUGGGGACGAGAGCUCUUCAUCUCCAUCAUUGAAAUCUGAUUCCUCUACGGAAUUUGAUAAUGAAGGUAAUAAUCCAUCCAAGACAACAAGGUAUUUAAUAAAGGAACGAAAUUCACGAGAUAUUACACUAAAGGCGUUGGAUAUAGAGUUUCCAUGUGAACAGUUGUCAAGUGAUCAGUAUUCCACCGACCAAGAUGAUUCUAUAAAUUGUAGUCUCUGUACAAAAGACCUAUUGUUAUCAUCUCAUUCCGAAAACUCGAAUAGUUGUGAAGUCGAUCAGUCAGUAACAGAAAUCAAAGAUGAAGGUGACCAGGAUUUCGAUGAGUGCACUACAGAGAAUUGCACUGAAGUGGAAGAAGAGAAGGAAGAUGAGGAAGACAUAGUAGAACAAGAAGGGAGUGAUAAUGAAGAAGAGGAACAAUCAGAUUUAUUGAAUGAACAAGUUGAGGCAGAACAGUUGAAAGCUCAACUCAACCAGUUUUUGCCACCACCAACAACUUUAGUACUUGCUGAUAAUCCUUUGAUGCAUUUGCCUCCAGAUGCCACUGGUCAAAUGCUUGCUGAGAUUGAAGAUGCUGUUCUCGAAGAAGAGACAGAAAGGGCUUGUUCAGUACCUAGAGAGGCAGAAAUUUAUGACCCAGCUGUUGGUAGCUUCAAUGACUCAUCAAGUGAUUCAUCGUUGGACAAGCAAACUUCUUCAGUGUUCGAUAAACAGUCAGUAAAACUGACUGAAUUUUAUAAACUUCAUGGUUCACCAUAUAAAUCUGCUCAGUUAUCCAAAAAUCUCAUAGAAUGUGAUCGUAGGAAUCUAUACUGGCAGGUACAGCGGGAACUACUAGUACGCAGACGUCAUCGUGCAUCACCAGCAGAAACUGUAAAAAUCGACCGUAAAAUACGUCGUCUAGAUCAACGUUUUCGUAGAGAAGAUCGACGUCGACGUUCUUGCGAUGAUUUAGUGUUUGAAUCACUCAAACAAAUUAAUCCAGCAGACAAUGACUCUUUUAUGGAAUCGGAUAGCGAUUGUGACUCCUAUGAUGCAGAUUACCCAAAGGGUUGGGGUCCUAAUGAACAAGUACGCGACGUUGCGAAGCAUAACUUUCAAGCACAAAAACGUUGGAUUCCUGGAUCACCUAGUCACCAGCGUCGUCAGAAUAGAUCCUCUAAUCAUUUUUGUGCAUCUCCGGCUAUCCACUCAGAUCCGGAACCAAAUCACGGCUGGUGGUUGCAAGAUGGUGACGAUGCUGAGGCGAAGGAAUGGAACACUUGUCCUGAAGGUUAUGAUUAUGCUGAUGCAGAACGUACCCGAGAAAUACUUUACGACUCUAGACGCGACAGAUAUGAAUCGUGUAAAUAUGAUGGAAAUGUGGCUUAUAAAAAACGAGGGCAUGGGAACCUAACCCGUUGUCUGUUCGGCGCAGAUGACUGUCCAGAGGUUGAGGAGACGAAUCAUUCUUCAAGUGCAGAUGAUGAAGAUGAUGAAGGAGAGGACACAGAAAUUCACGUUUCCGACUUAUCAGCUGGUGAAGAUUCAGGCGAAGAAGGUGACGAUGAUGAUGACGAUGAGGAGGAAGAUUUUGCUAAUGAGUGUUGGAAUCCGUUGAGAGAGUAUAUGUGA